AUGCCUAAUAUCAUCGUUAUUGGAGCAGGAGUCUCCGGGCUGACAUCAGCGUAUCUCCUAUCCAAGGAUCAAAGCAAUAAGAUCGCUGUUGUAGCAAAGCAUAUGCCAGGCGACCACGACAUUGAAUAUGCAUCACCAUGGGCUGGCGCAAACUUCAUGCCGAUGUCCUCAUCAUCAGAUAGUCAAUAUGAACGCAAAACAUGGCCCCAACUCAAGCGGUUAGCGACAGAUGUACCAGAAGCAGGCAUCCAUCUUCAGAAAUGUCGAAUCUAUCGCCGACGAAAAGACAUGGAUAAGCUAAGAAGUAGUGGCGGCACAACUUUUAGCAACGUGUUUGCUGAGAACCCCUGGUGGCGCGAACUGGUGGACGACUACCGAGAUCUCCCUAUCUCCGAGAUGCCAUCAGGAAUGGCAUCAGGCUGUGAAUUCGGCUCUGUAUGCAUCAACCCGGCGCUUUAUCUCCCAUGGCUAGUGGGCCAAUGUCGCGCAAACGGAGUGGUGUUUCAUCGAAAAGUUUUAACACAUGUAUCUGAAUUACGAUCCAUUGGUGUUGAUGGUUUCAGUCCCGAUAUCGUUGUCAAUGCGACAGGACUAUCAUCUGCCAAGCUAGGAGGUGUCGAGGAUAAAAGUUGUUACCCCAUCCGCGGGCAAGUGGUCGUAGUGAGAAACGUGGCCCCAGCGAUGAUAUGCGUUUCUGGAACGGAUGACGGCGACGAUCAGGCAUGUUAUAUGAUGACACGAGCUGUUGGUGGAGGAACAAUCCUAGGAGGCACGAUGCAGAAUGGAAACUGGGAGAGCCAACCGGAUCUCAACACCGCCAGUCGCAUCAUGAAGAGAGCUGUGAGUAUGUCCCCUGAGCUGACAGAUGGCCAAGGGCCGGAACAUCUUGAUGUUAUUAGACAUGGCGUUGGGUUAAGACCUGGAAGGGAAUCUGGCGUCAGAAUCGAGAGGGAGAAAAUGGAUGGAAUCUGGGUCAUACACAAUUAUGGACACGCUGGGUGGGGCUAUCAGGGGUCGUACGGAUGCGCUGAGAAGGUUGUUGCUCUGGUUAACGAGAUCGUGCCGCAAGCUAAACUAUGA
This is a messenger RNA of Alternaria postmessia, 1080 nucleotides long. RefSeq lists its product as uncharacterized. Gene Ontology annotation, molecular function: FAD binding; D-amino-acid oxidase activity. The coding region runs from base 1 to 1080 and encodes 359 amino acids. Lineage: Eukaryota; Fungi; Ascomycota; Dothideomycetes; Pleosporales; Pleosporaceae. The transcript has 4 exons. The record is from RefSeq and is a predicted model, not a curated record.